Molecule: messenger RNA, 4956 nt
Organism: Homo sapiens (human)
Lineage: Eukaryota; Metazoa; Chordata; Mammalia; Primates; Hominidae
Gene: ARMC8
Product: armadillo repeat containing 8
Exons: 23
Coding region: 480-2459 (659 amino acids)
Cellular component (GO): cytoplasm; nucleus
Source: RefSeq, a predicted model, not a curated record
GAGCGGCAGGUGGGGCCGGCAGAUCUUCUUUGCGCAUGCGGAAACCGCUGCCCGCUUCCACCUCUAACCCAGGCUCAGAGUAGCUGCUGUUUCUGAGAGAACGAUUCGUAGGACAGCCCCUGACGCCAUUCCCUUUUGCCCUUCUUUCUGCGGGCCUUUCCGGUACUUGAGCGGUGUCCAGAGCGUGGCCAGUUCUCGUCUAUCUGGCUGCCUUUAGGGAGCGGUGCCUAGCGUUGGCCAAUAGUUGGCUGUCGAAAGUGCCGGCCCCCGCGCCGGCGCCUGCAGCAGCCGGGUGGGAAGGCUCAAGAUGGCGUGCUUGUUGGAGACCCCAAUCCGCAUGAGCGUCCUUUCGUUUUUUUAAAGAAAAAGACGACUUUCACCUUUCACUAUGUUGCUCUUGAACCAGGACCAGGAAUGAAAGUUACUGGGAGAUAACUUCGAAGGAUUUUGCAACAAAUUCGAGCUGUCCGACUCUGAGAAUGGAAGUAACAGCUAGCAGUCGCCACUAUGUUGACAGGCUAUUUGACCCUGAUCCCCAGAAAGUUCUACAAGGUGUCAUAGACAUGAAAAAUGCUGUAAUUGGAAACAACAAGCAGAAAGCCAAUCUCAUUGUUUUAGGAGCUGUUCCAAGAUUGUUGUACUUGCUUCAGCAAGAAACCUCAAGCACAGAGCUGAAAACUGAAUGUGCAGUGGUGUUGGGAAGUCUUGCUAUGGGUACUGAAAACAAUGUCAAGUCUCUACUGGACUGCCAUAUUAUCCCUGCCUUAUUGCAAGGACUACUGUCCCCAGACCUGAAGUUUAUUGAAGCUUGCCUCCGAUGCCUGCGUACCAUCUUCACCAGUCCUGUCACUCCAGAGGAGCUACUGUAUACAGAUGCCACAGUGAUACCACACCUCAUGGCACUGCUUAGCAGGUCCCGCUAUACCCAGGAGUACAUCUGUCAGAUCUUCUCACACUGCUGUAAAGGGCCAGAUCAUCAAACAAUUUUAUUUAACCACGGUGCAGUUCAGAAUAUUGCUCACCUACUAACCUCACUGUCCUACAAAGUUCGAAUGCAAGCACUGAAAUGUUUCUCAGUUUUAGCUUUUGAAAACCCCCAGGUAUCGAUGACCCUGGUAAAUGUUUUGGUUGAUGGAGAAUUGUUACCACAGAUUUUUGUGAAGAUGUUACAGAGGGAUAAGCCUAUUGAGAUGCAGCUCACAUCAGCAAAAUGUUUAACUUACAUGUGUAGAGCUGGAGCAAUUCGGACAGAUGAUAACUGUAUUGUAUUAAAGACAUUACCUUGUUUGGUUCGAAUGUGCAGUAAGGAGAGAUUACUAGAGGAGAGAGUUGAAGGAGCUGAGACACUUGCCUAUCUGAUUGAACCAGAUGUUGAGCUACAGAGAAUCGCUAGCAUAACUGAUCACCUCAUUGCCAUGCUUGCUGAUUAUUUCAAGUAUCCCAGCUCAGUGAGUGCCAUCACUGAUAUUAAAAGGCUUGAUCAUGAUUUAAAACAUGCUCACGAACUCCGCCAGGCUGCAUUCAAGCUCUAUGCCUCUCUUGGAGCAAAUGAUGAAGACAUCCGGAAGAAGAUCAUUGAGACUGAAAAUAUGAUGGACCGAAUUGUGACUGGCUUGUCUGAGUCUAGUGUCAAGGUGCGGUUAGCUGCCGUCAGAUGUUUGCACAGUUUAUCCAGAUCUGUGCAGCAGCUUCGAACCAGUUUCCAGGAUCAUGCUGUUUGGAAACCUUUAAUGAAGGUUUUACAAAAUGCACCAGAUGAAAUCCUAGUGGUAGCAUCUUCCAUGCUGUGUAAUCUUCUUCUUGAAUUUUCUCCAAGCAAAGAGCCAAUUUUGGAAUCAGGAGCCGUAGAGCUACUUUGUGGAUUAACUCAGAGUGAAAAUCCUGCUUUACGAGUGAAUGGAAUUUGGGCUUUAAUGAAUAUGGCAUUUCAGGCUGAACAAAAAAUAAAAGCAGAUAUUUUACGAAGCUUGAGUACUGAACAGCUAUUCCGGUUAUUAUCAGAUUCAGAUUUGAAUGUGCUGAUGAAGACAUUGGGACUUCUUAGAAAUCUCCUCUCCACUCGUCCUCAUAUAGAUAAAAUAAUGAGUACUCAUGGAAAGCAAAUUAUGCAAGCCGUCACUCUUAUUCUAGAAGGGGAACAUAACAUUGAGGUCAAAGAGCAGACACUGUGCAUCUUAGCCAACAUAGCGGAUGGGACAACAGCAAAAGAUCUUAUUAUGACCAAUGAUGAUAUCCUACAGAAAAUCAAGUAUUACAUGGGCCAUUCACAUGUUAAACUGCAGCUUGCAGCCAUGUUUUGUAUAUCAAACCUCAUAUGGAAUGAAGAGGAAGGUUCACAAGAACGCCAGGAUAAAUUACGAGACAUGGGCAUCGUAGAUAUUCUACACAAACUGAGUCAGUCACCAGAUUCAAACCUUUGUGACAAGGCAAAGAUGGCACUGCAGCAGUACCUGGCAUGAUGGGAGUGCCCCUGGGCACCUGCGAGCAUCCCACCUCCUUGUUUAAGGAAGUACAGGAACCAGCCUCAUUUGAUUCCUUCUAUUUGCACAAGUCACCUUGGACUGCAGGGAGCUGUUUUGCAAAAGCAGUUUAGUAGGCUUAGAUCUCAAAUUCAUCUUGAGAACAUUUUUUUGAGGUAGUAAUUUCCUCAGAAGACUCUUGUGUUUUGUUUUGGUUUUUUUUUCUGAGCUACUCGGACUCUUUAUUAGAACAAUCAAUCAUUUUCCUUUGGACCUACAAUUUUUGCCUAUGCUGCAGCCACUUUGUGAGUGAGAAUGAAUAUGUCUGUGUGAACACACAGGCAUGCGUGUGUAUGUGCACGUACAUGGGCCAGAAUGAAUGGAUGUGUGUGUGUGAGGGAUACCUCAGAUUUUUCUUUUCUUAUUUUGUGUGAAAAUCUCUUUUCUACAGAUUUUCCAGGGUUUAAGCAUUGCUUGCUGUAUAAAAAACUUUACUGAAUUAUAUACAGUUUGAAUGAAAUGUUAUUUUAAAAACAAAACAAUUGUUAAGUGUUCCAUAAAGGUUAUGUUGAAUUUUGGUCAGAUGAAUAUUUGUAAGUAAAAAAUAUAUGCAUUUCUGAACCUCAACUUACAUAGAUUUUCUUUAUAUAAAAAAAAAGAAAAAAAAAGAAAAAGUUGGCUAUAGUUGGCCUGAUUAACAGGCACUAUACAUGGUGCUGUGCAAAAUAGUAAGCUAGCAUCUUACUGCCGUCAAUAUUAGCAGGUACAGAGCCUUUUUUCAUCCUAAUUCAGUAAGUUCUCAGGCUUCCAAGUCAAAUGGAGAAGUAAAGUGAGGCAACAGAUUCACCAUAGGCUUUUUGAAGCAUCAAAGGGAAAUAUAACUACUGAUAGUGAAAGCCCAGCCAUGACCCAGAUGGGCUUACCCUUGACAGGAACUGGGGACCAAGAGCCUCCCAAUUGCCCUAACUCCUGUCAUUGGUAUUAGCAAUAUCUGGCCAGAUUUAGAACCAGUCAUGGAAACUUGUGCUCAAACUAAAAGUAGGUCAUCACUUCCCAGAAACAGAAUACCUUGUGCUUCCUGAAACAGCAUAUAUCACUGUGAAACUAAAGAAUAUUCUACAGACACCCCUGUAGAAAGAAACAAAGAACAGGAUAGUUUAGAAAGCUUUCUGUUAGCUGUAUUCAGCAAAUUUCAUACUAGUUGCUCAGGACUGCUAGUUGGUAUGCUUUUGUAAAACGAGAUUGAAAUUUAAUAAAAGAUGCAACUAAAAUCUUUCCUGCAUGAAGCUAAAAGCACUCAAGUUGAGAGAGGGGCAAGGGAAUCUCCCCAGGAUGACUGAAGAUGACUUCUUUUUACAGCAAGUACUGUUAGCCUUUCUGCACCCCUUAGCUUGGCCCCUGCUCCAACUUCUGGGUCAGCAGCAAGGUGAACUCAACAGAAGUUGCUCUUGACUGUUUGAAGGUAGAAGCAGCCUACCUUUUCUCUUUGCUAAAAGAAGGUCAAAGGCUUCGCAACCAGGAUGCAAGGUCUGCGGUCCAGAAGCUUGCGGUGAGUGUGUGCCACUGAUGGAGCUCCAAGCCCACCCACCAGCCACUCCUGAUGGGGUUGCUCACACUGCAGCUGCCCUAUCACCACCCUGCACGUUCCUUGGAAGAUUUAAAUGUUUGGUUGCAAAUGAAUGUUUUAAAAAUGUAUUUAAUGCAAUUUUUCCUGCUCUCAACAUGACCACCCAAGAUUCAAACACAGAGACUUCCAAGUUACUAUUUUUUCAGAACAUCACCGAUUUUAAAAUCUGUCACAACAGGACUUGGUUUUGUGCAGAUAUCAGAGUGCUAAUGUGAGAAACCCAGUUAAAAGAAAACUUAGUUUAUUGGGAAGAAAGCCUCAGGCCCACUCGUUUCUAGAACUGUGAAAAUAUCCUUGGUUGGCAUUUUUAACACAAAACACUAUAGUGUUGGUAUUAAAUAGUACUAGGUAAAUAUAAAGAAACCAAUAAUGAAUUGCUGAGACAAUCUUGAACCCAAAUAGCAUUAGAAAGCUGAAGGCCCAAUGAAAUAACACUUUCACACUUAAACUCUGUGGAUAAAUUUUGCCUGUGGGUAUAAACAGAUGGUCAAAUUAAAAAUGCUUUACUAUAAUUAACUUUUCUGAUUUGAAUGAAGGGAAAUGUAUUUAUUGAAACAAAGCUGUUUGCUGCUUUAUGCAGGUGCAGUGUUCAGUCAGCAAGGAAGUGGGAAGAGUGGACAUGGUAUUGUGUCUACACCCAAGUUCUUAACUAAGCUUCUCGCUCUAAUACUGCAUUCUGUUUCUCCUUUUGUGCCCUGAUUGUAAUCCAAAAUUUAUGAACUAGAAAAGAAUGUCCAAUUUAAUAAGUUGCAUUUUUUUUUCUUUAAGCACUUUAUUCAGAACAAUACAUGUUCUUCUGGUAGUGUUUGGAUAAUAUGAUUUUAACACAUGCUAAUAAAAGCCAAGAAAAAUCAUGGCAACUUCUAAAAA